Molecule: messenger RNA, 1038 nt
Organism: Dimorphilus gyrociliatus
Lineage: Eukaryota; Metazoa; Annelida; Polychaeta; Dinophilidae
Source: the annotation of a GenBank genome assembly
AAUUGUCGUCUGCUAACAACCAAUUUAGUGAAUAGUAGAGGUAUGAGUGGAAAGCUGUUUUUUGCCGGGAUUGAAGGAGGUGCUUCUUCAACCAAAAUUGGUAUUUAUGACGAAAACUGUAAGGAGUUGAUAUCAAUUGUUGGAAAGGGAACUAACCAUUGGCAAAUCGGAAUACCUGAAUGCAUUCAACGCAUCAGACAACUAGUGAAUGAAGCCCUUUCCAAGACCGACGAUAUCCGAUUAUUUUCUAUCGGUCUGUCAUUAAGCGGUGGAGAUGACUCAGAAUCCCGUCGAAAAAUACAGGAGGAAGUUGAUAAAUGUAAGUUUUGCGACAACGAAGUGUACGUGUCCUGCGACACAGUUGGAUCGUUAGCUUCCAUUAUUGGCUUGGAGAAAGGCAUUGUUUUGAUAAGUGGCACAGGUUCCAACUGCGAGCUCAUUGAUCCAAAUGGUACAAACAUCCGAUGCGGUGGUUGGGGACAAUUUAUCGGUGAUGAAGGUUCUGCAUUUUGGAUAGCUCACAGGGUCAUUAAAAUUGUUUUUGAUCAUACCGACAACUUAAAACCAUCUGUUCAUUCUAUCGAAAGAUCUUGGGAUGCAAUAAAGUCUUUUUUCUCUAUUCAAGAUAAAAUGGGAUUAUUGAAGCAUUUUUACGGAGAAUUCAAUAAACCUUUCUUUGCUUCCUUCUGCAUAAAAGUUGCUGAAUUGGCAAAUGACGGAGAUCAGUUAUGUAAGGAAGUUUUCGAAGAGGCAGGUCAGUUAUUAGGUAUGCAUGUCAAAGCUGUUGUCUCCAGUUCACAAGAAGUGAAUGAAAUCAAAGUUGUCUGUGUUGGUAGCGUAUUUUAUAGUUGGAAUUUACUGAAAUCUGGUUUCGUAAAGGAACUGAAGAGGAGCUCACUAAAAAAAGUUACUCUUUUGAGACCGACUGUUCAUGCAUGCGUGGGUGCGGCAAUUCUUGGAAGUCAUAAAGCCGGAUAUAAUUGGAACCCGAAUUUAGAAAACAACAGCAAAAUGCUGUAUGAAUAUCUAGAUGCGUAA